This is a messenger RNA of Cotesia glomerata, 712 nucleotides long. RefSeq names its product putative glycine-rich cell wall structural protein 1. The transcript is spliced from 4 exons. Bases 26 to 712 code for a protein of 228 amino acids. Lineage: Eukaryota; Metazoa; Arthropoda; Insecta; Hymenoptera; Braconidae. The record is from RefSeq and is a predicted model, not a curated record.
UCAGCAUAAACUAUAAAACAUUAAUAUGUCUAAAGAAGAGAUUGAGCUGACGGAAACUCUUUCAAAUUUCAAUCUAGGCAAUCCAGAUGUAACGGCUAUUCAAAAGCUGUCCUCUGACGUAGAGAAAAUAAUGAAGACUCUUCAACAGAACCAUGACGCCUACAACAGGCAAAAGAACGCCAUUGAGAUGUUGCAGAAGAAGCUGUUGGUUAAGAAUGACGAUGAUGAAGAAGUAGAUGAGGGAAGCGAUGGCAGAAGAGUUGGACCAGGAGAAAGAGAAGAAGGUGGUGAAAGAGGUGGGCGAGGAGGAGGAAGUGACCGUGGAAGAGGAGAUGGCUGUGGAAGAGGAGGUGGUCGUGGAAGAGGAGGUGGCCGUGGAGGAAGAGGAGGUGGAGGUGACCGUGGGGGAAAAGGAGGUGGCCGUGAAGGAGAAAGUGGCCAUGAAAGAGAAAAUGGACGUGGAAGAGAGGGUGAAGGAGAAGGUGGUCGUGAACAAGAAGGUGGCGUUGAAGUUGAAUAUGACCAUGGAGCAGGAGGCGGCCGUAGAGGAGGAGGAGGAGGUGGCUAUGGAGGAGAAGGUGGACGUGGAAGAGGAGGAGGAGGUGGCUAUGGAGGAGAAGGUGGCCGUGGAGGAAGAGGUGGAGGUGAUCAGCGGCAAGACGAUAUGGAAAAGGUAAGCCUGGAGUUGAAAGCCGGAGCUACGCAAUUCUAA